Molecule: messenger RNA, 1973 nt
Organism: Salvia splendens (bonfire salvia)
Lineage: Eukaryota; Viridiplantae; Streptophyta; Magnoliopsida; Lamiales; Lamiaceae
Product: LEAF RUST 10 DISEASE-RESISTANCE LOCUS RECEPTOR-LIKE PROTEIN KINASE-like 2.4
Exons: 2
Coding region: 669-1442 (257 amino acids)
Molecular function (GO): polysaccharide binding
Source: RefSeq, a predicted model, not a curated record
UUCGAUCUACAUCCACGAAAAGGAUGAGAUGUUUAAUUGAUUCACUCCACUCGGUUGCUUGUGGAAGAACAGAGGUGUGCAGUUGCUACAAACGAAAACGCUCAAACUACUCUGAAGGUGAGAUCUGUGGUUGAUAGUCAUCUACUGCUAACCAACUGAGAGCCUUAUAUCUCAGCUCAAUGUAACAGUAUCACAAACUAGCUAACAGAAACAGACUCAACAGCUAGUUUACAACGGUCACGGGCUGGCUGCAUCCUUGAAGCUGAACCAGCUCAUUGCUUCCUUCCAGCAUUGUGAUGACAUGGCCACACACCAGCAACAUUAGAAGGGACUUGUUCUCCUCAUCACCAAAAUAGGUGUUAAUUCAUUUUUCUCAUACUAAUAGUAUUGACUAAUCUAAUCCGUGUAUAUUCAAACUUUUAUUGAUCAUCAGUCCUAAAAUUACUGUUGAGGCCAGAUUUACAGUGCAUUCUCCAUCCUAUCUAACUUACCAUUCAAUACUAUUAAUGCAUUGGCAUCAAACUGAAGUCCUCCUACGCAGUCCAGCAGAAGCUUCCAGUUAUUGGAAAAAUCGACUCAUAUUAAAAUGGCAUACUUAGUCAAUGUCAUACAUAUGUAUAAUGUAAUGCUUAAGACCAGUUGAUUGAUCAACAUCAUAUUCUUCAAAAAUGAAAGGAGGAUUUCUCCCCCUAAUCCUCGUUGUGCUGUUCGGAAUCCCAAGCUGCGUCGUGAGUCAGUUCGAAACCUGCAGGCAGCCAUUCCGAUGUGGAGUGGAUAUACCCUAUCCAUUCUACGGCGCAGACCGGCCUGUGUCGUGCGGCGCUGAGGGAUAUGAGAUAAUCUGCAGAGACAAUAUUCCCCUCAUAAACAUCUCAUCACUACUCUACCGCGUCCUUGAAAUCAACAACCUGACGCGCACUCUCAGGGUGGCGCGAGACGACCUAUGGAACGACCCUUGUGGUCAGACUCAGCAACCCCUUAACACAACAUUAGAUACCACCCUUUUUAGUUUGGAUGAGCCCUCUAAUGAUCAGAAUAUCUCUCUGCUCUAUGGCUGCACUGUCCUUCCGUCACAAGCCCGACUGCCCAAUCUGUUUGACUGCAGUGGCAGAGCGGCUUUCUUCUUCACAACACCUGUACUGAUAAGUAGUUUCACAUGCACCGGCUCUGAAGUUACUGUUUGGGUAAAUCAAUCUGCAGCCACGAGCUUGGAAUCAAAUCUAUCACCCGAUUCAUCGGCCCAACUAUUGCGAACAUCUAUUCAAGGUGGAUUCUCCAUCCAGUGGUCAGCGGAUAACCAGAACUGCCAGAGGUGCUUAGAUUCCGAUGGAGCUUGCGGCUCUGAUGGAUCGAGCUCGUUUGUUUGCCACUGUGUUAAUAAUACCUCAGUUCCAUCAACUUGCUCAAUCGGACGACGACCGGAGUUCCUCGGAGGACGGUAGUUCGACCUUGACUAGAGCUUUAAAUGCAGCCGUGCACGACGCAAUGGCGGAAUGCUUAGUCAUAAUUCAACGCGAGGAGGCGGCGGCGGAGCAGAUCCCCAGGCCUAUUCGACGUCGGAAGUCUGUCCGACGCGAUCACGUCCCAGCUCACGAACGUCUAUUUGCAGACUAUUUUGCCGAGCAACCACGGUGGGGCCCGACUGUUUUCUGCCGUCGGUUUAGAAAACCUCGUUACCUUUUUCUCAGCAUUGUCCAGACGUUGCAGUCAGGCAAUGAAUACUUCUAGUAUCGGGAAGAUGGCAUCGGCACACCCGGACUUAUGCCGUUGCAAAAGUGCACAGUUGCACUCCACGUCGGGGAUACAACAGGCCGUGAGUGCCUGAAGAGAUUUUGUAGGGGAGUUGUCGAGGCCUACAACGACGCAUAUUUGCAAAAGCUGACGACUGUAGAUUGCCAGGGCCUAAUGAGAAUGCACGAUACGGAGCACGACUUUCCUGGGAUGCUAGGGAGCAUCGAUUGUAUGCACUGGGA